Molecule: messenger RNA, 1229 nt
Organism: Trifolium pratense (red clover)
Lineage: Eukaryota; Viridiplantae; Streptophyta; Magnoliopsida; Fabales; Fabaceae
Product: F-box/LRR-repeat protein fbxl-1-like
Exons: 2
Coding region: 212-1213 (333 amino acids)
Biological process (GO): SCF-dependent proteasomal ubiquitin-dependent protein catabolic process
Cellular component (GO): SCF ubiquitin ligase complex
Molecular function (GO): protein binding
Source: RefSeq, a predicted model, not a curated record
AGAAAUUAUUCUUUCAUUUCAUACAGUAAUUGUCAUAGAUAGAAAUCAUUCUAUUCUAUCGAAUGGAAAACCUCUGACUUCUAUUUCAAUCUUCAUCCCACCUUCUUGGAAGUAUCCAGGUAAGUACGAGGUAAUUCAUCGGUAUUUGUUUGGACAACGACUACGAAUUUUUUGUUUAAACACAAGAGCAGGAAUGAAAAGAUACUAAUUCAUGGAGUAUAAUAUAAGUUCAGAGUAUCCUGCCAGCGGCUACAACAUACUGUACCUCCUCAAUAUGAAGAGAACAACACCAACAAAUUCUCUAAAAACAUUACUCCUCAAUAUGAAAAGGAAGAGAACAAAAACAAAUUCUCUCAAAUUUCAGUAUUUACCUGAUGAUUGUUGGGAACUUAUAUUCAAAAACAUGCGCAUUGAUGAUGAAGACUACCACUCUCUCUCCCUCGUCUCCAAACAGUUUCUCUCCAUCACAAACCGUCUCCGGUUCUCUCUCACUAUCAAAGACUGUCAAACAAUCCAAGAAGCACUCAACCUCGUCCGAAGAUUCCCCAACCUCACUUCCCUCCACCUUUGUGGCCAGGGUGGUGACCUCGAUGAGCUUCUCCGCCAAAUCUCUACUCUCUCGAUCAAUCUCACAUCACUCAAACUCUACGACCUACGCACCAUGCCUGCUAAUGGCUUACUUGAUUUCUCUCAAAAUAUUAAAACUUUAACUGAGGUCACAUGUUCAAAAACUGAAUAUCUUCGUACCACUCACAUGUUCCUCAUUGCCGAUUGUUUCCCAAAUUUGCAGCUCCUUGAUUUGAAUCAUUGCGAAGACAUAUCUCAAAAAGGUAUUUAUCGUGUUUUAUAUCGAUGUCGUAACAUUAGACAUUUGAACUUAGCCGACUGUUCUGGUGUGAAGCUACAUAGAAUGAUGAAGUUUCAAGUUCUUAAAUUGGAGGUGUUGAACUUGUCAAAUUCAACGGUUGAUGAUCGAACACUCAAUGUUAUUACAAAGAGUUGUACUGAGAUUUUGCAAUUGUCGUUGAAAUUUUGUGAUCAUGUCACGUAUGAAGGAGUGAAGCAUGUGCUACAAAACUGCAAACAACUCAGAGAGAUCAAUUUGAACGGUGUUAAAGAUGACACAAUUCUUUCUAAUCUUGCCUCAAUGGUGUUAUUAAGGCCAUCAUUGAGAAAGAUAACUUAUGGACUUGGGCAGUGUUGGGUUCCAUAACUGAAUUGAUUUGGGC